Branchiostoma floridae (Florida lancelet) is the source of this 1685-nucleotide messenger RNA. Its product is annotated as nucleoporin NUP188 homolog. Gene Ontology annotation, biological process: protein import into nucleus; RNA export from nucleus. The transcript is spliced from 11 exons. Gene Ontology annotation, molecular function: structural constituent of nuclear pore. NCBI's taxonomy places the organism in Eukaryota, Metazoa, Chordata, Leptocardii, Amphioxiformes, Branchiostomatidae. Gene Ontology annotation, cellular component: nuclear pore inner ring. The record is from RefSeq and is a predicted model, not a curated record. Bases 144 to 1562 code for a protein of 472 amino acids.
UGGUUCGGCAAGUAAAUCUUUUAUGUACUUGCCCGACAGGACAAAUGAAUUUUAGAAAACUUGUCCAACCUUGCAUUAAUUUUGUAAGACCGAAAGACUGAAAUGGAGAUUUCUUUCUUUCAUUUGUUGAACACAUUUGACAGAUGUGUGUUACCUUGUCAGGUCCCCCUGUUGUGAGAUGGGAGUACACCUUUAAUGGAUGGACCCUGUGUUCAUGUGAGCUGGACAGCUUUCUGCAGUACUCAGCUGGGGGAUUUGAUGCAGCUUCCAAACAGCUGGCUGUGCGAGUGACGGAGGUGGCUGAUCUGCUGAACAAAAUGCUGUCCUUCGAUAGGACACUGGCAGAAACAGUACAACCUGUCACAGCAAAGCUGUAUCCUAUAAUACAAAGACUCGGUGCAGCCCCAAAUCCUCCCAUUGAUGUUGUUGCUUCCUGUGUCCAGUGCCUGGCUACACUAGCACAGUAUAAACCUGACAAGGUCUGGCUGGAUCUACAGCAGACUGGGUUCUUACCAUUUGCUGGUUCUUCCAACAUGGAUGUAAACAAGGCUCUCAGUGGUAGCGGAAUGUUUGCUGGUAACUAUGGUAACCUGCUGAUAUCGUUAGAGCGUCCAUCUGGGUACUACCCUGUCACCAUAGCCACACUGAAGCUGCUGCUGGCACUGGCCAAGGGUCUCCAGUUCCAAGAAGGGAUCAUCCCAGCCAUAGUGUUUGUACUGAAGGAAGUGUUUGCCUCCUUCUACAAGUGGAACUACACCAACCUUAAAGACAGACAGGAGAUUGGGAGAAGAUGUCUUGAGAUCUUCCACUGGAUCCUGUUUGUGUCAGAAGGAAAGGAUGAGACCAUGGACCAUGAUAGCAAGGACACCAGGCUGAGCCUGAGGGAUGUGUGUGUGAAUGGCCUGUUGUACACAGAGGCAGGACACAGUGUGUUGGAGAUCCUGGGCACUGGAGUGGAGAACAUCAACAAUGUGGUCAAACUACAGGCCAGUGCCUUUGAGGGUCCAGGACAAGACCUGAUCCAGAUGGUGAAGCUGGCGUUCUCUGUGGUGAACCGGCUCCUUCUGCUGAAGCCAUCUGACAGUGACACCACCUCCCCGCUAGAACAGGCGCUAACGUACCACGCAGGCGGUGCACAGCAGGGUAAACAUCUGGUGUCCGUCAUCGCUCAGUACGUGUACCAUCGCCAUGAUGUCAGGCUCACGCGCCUGGCCACACUCAUGCUGAAGAGGUUGUCGCAGGUGGCCCCCAUGUCUGUCCAUGCCUGUCUGGGGGAUCAGGCUAUCCCCAUCAGGGACAUGUACCUCACUCGUCUGCAGGCUAAAACGGAGGACCUGCGACUGAAAGUGGUAAUACUGGAAUGGCUGACUGUUGCCGUGGAGACACAGCCAGGGCUGACAGAACUGUUCUUGAACCUGCAGAUAAAGGAGGGAAAAGAAGGGGUCAAGGAGUUUACUGUAGGAAAGAACAGCUGUCUACAGGCAGCUGUAGACAUGAUAGAAGGUGAGAAGCAGGGGACGUACCUGUGCCGUCCCGACCUACACUGUGCUUUAUGUCUGUGAUUGAUGUUCCACAGGAGUUUACAGUAGGAAAGAACAGCUGUCUACAGGCAGCUGUAGACAUGAUAGAAGGUGAGAAGCAGGGGACGUACCUGUGCCCUCCCGACCUACACUGUGCUUUAUGUC